Molecule: messenger RNA, 1524 nt
Organism: Emiliania huxleyi CCMP1516
Lineage: Eukaryota; Haptophyta; Isochrysidales; Noelaerhabdaceae
Exons: 4
Coding region: 1-1524 (507 amino acids)
Cellular component (GO): cytoplasm
Source: RefSeq, a predicted model, not a curated record
AUGGCCAUCCCCAAGUGUGGUGACGAGGCCUGCCUCGACGCCGACUGCGACGCGGCGCGCGCUCCGGUCUCGCUCUCGCAGACCGAGAAGGCGACCCUGCUCGGCCUCGUCGCGGAGGCCGACGGCGCGAGCGGGCCGGUCGCCUUCUCGGCGCGCGAGCGGCUGGUGGGUGACUACACAAAGGGCACAAACUUCGGGCGGGACACGCACGAGUCCGCGCUCGGCAGCACCGUGACCAGCGUGCGCCUCUCUGUCGACGAGAUUGACUUGCUCGUCUCGCGGCUCGGCUCGUCCGAGUCGCCGCUCGCCUCCUCGCUGGCUGGCAAGCUGACGCUGCUGCGGCUGGCGCUGGCCCCGCCGGCGGAGGAGCCCGACCUGGCCGCGGUGGCUGCCUCGGUCGGCCUCGGCGCCUUGGCCGCAGGAGAGAGGCCGAGCAUUGUCCCCGUGACUGUGCUGACGGGAUGCCUCGGCGCCGGCAAGACGACGGUCAUACGCUCGCUGCUGCGCCAGCUGCCGGAGGGGUACAGCUGCGCGUGGCUCAAGAAUGAGUACGGCGACGCUGGUGUGGACCGCGUUGUUGCGCAGGACUCUCGCGUCGAGGUGCGGGAGAUAGUCAACGGCUGCUUGUGCUGCACCAAGGUCGGCGAGCUGGCGGACGCCCUCCGCGCGUUGCACGAGCUCAACCCCCACCGCAUCCUCGUGGAGGCGAGCGGGUCUGCGAUGCCUGGCCCUCUCGUGUGGGAGAUCGAGAAGGUCUGCGACAUCGUGCGCGUCGACGGCGUCGUGACGGUCGUCGAUUGCGCCAACUUCGCGCGCAUAAACAACUUCACGCACACCGCAAAGAUCCAGGCAAAGUGCACCGACCUGAUCCUGCUCAACAAGGUGGAGCUGGCGGGCGAGCGCCUUCUCGACGACGUGCUCGACGACCUACACGAGCUCGUGCCGGAGGCGCCCAAGGUGCCGACGCGGGGCGAGCGUGCGACCAUCGACCCAGCGCUCGUCUUUGGGCUCGACACGGCGCUCUGGCGCAGCAGCGAGGGCGGCGCAGUGCGGCCGGCGAGUCUGGAGGAGGAGGCGCACAUGGCGGAGGACGCCGAGUGCUUCCACGCCCUCCCCGACAGGCUGCCAGGCGGGUGGAGCGCGGACCGCACGAGCCUCGAGGCGCUGAUGCGUGCGGCGCCGCCAGACGACCUGCACCCGCAGCACGGGAGCGUGGUGCCUCUCAGCUUCGAGGAGGCGGCGGCGGAGGCGGCGCGGCAGGGCCUCGCGCCGCUUGGAGACACGUGGUGGCUCUUCAACGGCGUCGCGGGGCGGCUUACCCUCGAGCCGCUGCUGCACACGGCGGGCCCGACCUCGCUCGUCUUCAUGGGGCGGAACCUCAAGCAGCGCAUGCCAAAGAUCGAGGCGGCCCUCCGGCUGCCGGCAGGCACGGUGACCAACGUGUACGCCACGGCGCCGCCCGUGCUCUUUGGGGAGCGGCUCAUCACGUGCGGGGUGGCAAAGGGGCUGGCGGCGCCAGAAUGA